UAUUUGUAAAGAAAAGUACUAUUCAUCAUCAUCACUAUUGCAGUGAUAUUAUCAUUUUUCUGACUCCGGGUCUUAGAAUAUGUUUCAUAAUGGGGUGAUGAGGCCUUGGGCUACGGAGAAUUCCGCACAGGGAUACGCCCGUGACGUCAGGCGCCACUUCGCCGAGAACUGGCAGAGGGAUCUGCACGGCUAGGCACGUCUCUCCGCAUCUCUCACUAGUAUCUGCUGCCCUGCUCUACACAUCUCUCCCCAGUACCUGCACAUCUCUCCCCAGUACCUGCACAUCUCUCCCCAGUACCUGCACAUCUCUCCCCAGUACCACAUACCACAUCUCUCCCCAGUACCUGCACGCCUCUCCCCAGUACCUGCACAUCUCUCUCCAGUAUCUCUCCGGGUAUUUACACGUCUCCAGUUGUGCGCCCCAAAUGUAAGACACGGCGAUCGGUACAUUACCGUGAUGAGUAUGACCUUGCAGUGACCUGGCGAGUACGACCUGGAUCUCCCCCAAAACACGUCGAUGCCGGCCAAGAGCCCUUGCCACAGACUGAUACUAGUGAUAGAGCAAGUAGCUGAUGCCAGCCUGGAAAUAGAGGAGCUGAAGCCGGACCUGGUGUUCUUGCAGGAGGAGUUCUGCCACGGGAGGACGGACGCCCCCCUCCCCCCGCCUCAUGGAGGAAAUCUCGCGAGACUUGGGCAGACGAAGCGAAACACCAGCAAACAGGGUGCGGCAAGACCUGAGGAGCGGUUUGACACCGAGCGAAUGCCCCGGGCCAGCAGACAGUUAUACCUAUCAGCGACCGAGCAGGUACUCGAGCUCCUAUCCCACAUUGAAAGAAGUUCGAGUGCUCAAGCUGCUCGAAUCAUUCGGCAGUGGCACUCAGCCCCCCUCCCCACUCGUCAACAGGCCAGGAUCCCGGCAGACAACGAUGCAUUUAGCAGAGAGGGGAACACGGGGCAGGGAAGUUGCUGUUGGACUUGGAAUCUCCAGACAUCAUUUCAGCAUUAAAGGAGUUGAAGGACCAGUUCCUCCGGCGACUUUUCCCCCAAUCACAGCUAGCAGCAACACAAGGAAGCACCAAGAGAGAUAACUGGUCAGUCGCAGACACUCCAUGUGCCAAGUAUCAGGCGGGCCUCUGCACCUUGUCAGGAGAUCACGUGGGGCAGUAUGGCGACAUCCUUGUGCACAAGUGUAAGUACUGCCCAGAGUCACGUCCUGAUGUAUCCGCACUUCAUCCAGCAAAGGACUGUCCCUACAAAGAAAAAGCUAAGAGGGACGAAUACCAGGCUGCAAAAACCCUUUAGUAGUGGCUAGACUGCAUCAAACACGACACGGCAAGAACAUUCAUGAACAUAGCAUCUUAUAUUUCAUGUUUCCUGUUCGCUGUUUCCCGAACCUUUAGAAUAUCAUGCCCCCCCUCCACCGACGGUUACGCAUCACAACGCUGACUGCGGCUCUCCUCACCUGACGAACCUUAGCGCAUCCUCGACACAGUCUCCUCUGCACCACACGUCUCCGGGGCAGGACUCCUGGGCGGCGAGUAGUGAAAAGUUCCAAGUAUGUACCGGGCAUCCCAGCACCGCAGUUCUCUCAGCUUGUCUGGAGCGUCUUGCUGGUGACCUCGACAUCACCACAGCCGACAUUACCUUCCCCGAUUACCUUCCCCACGUUGCACCGCCUCGGCGGCAUCUGAAGCACCUGAUGGCCUGCCCGCGAUCCUGGAACCUAGAGCAUAUGACACCUUCUCGCUUCACCCCCCCCCCACUCUGCCCAGGG
Messenger RNA from Branchiostoma belcheri (Belcher's lancelet), 1774 nucleotides. RefSeq lists its product as uncharacterized. NCBI's taxonomy places the organism in Eukaryota, Metazoa, Chordata, Leptocardii, Amphioxiformes, Branchiostomatidae. The record is from RefSeq and is a predicted model, not a curated record. The coding region runs from base 518 to 1006 and encodes 162 amino acids. The transcript is spliced from 2 exons.